This is a messenger RNA of Saccostrea cuccullata (small rock oyster), 873 nucleotides long. RefSeq lists its product as uncharacterized. The coding region runs from base 1 to 873 and encodes 290 amino acids. The record is from RefSeq and is a predicted model, not a curated record. The transcript has 5 exons. NCBI's taxonomy places the organism in Eukaryota, Metazoa, Mollusca, Bivalvia, Ostreida, Ostreidae.
AUGACGGUUGUCUCCAAAAACCAGAUGGGAGUUUAUGGGGGUCAACUUAGCGUUUGGUUAACGAAACUUACAUGUUACAAUUCACAUCGUUUGGGAAAUUAUGAUUACAGGCUAUGGGAGACAAGACUAUCUGAUCAGUUCUCCACACUGACUGAUGACGAGGUGUCGGUGUUAUUCUGUUUUCUGUGCUCUGACUCCGGUCCUCCUGACUUGACUGACACAGAGUGGCUGGACUUGCUUAAUGAGAUACGACGGGAAGUAUACCGUAAAGAGAAUCCUGUAACACGUGAGGAAGCACAGCAGAUUCUGGACAGACUGAAGUCACGUGAUUACCUUUGGGAAGAUAAGGAUAAGAUAACGGAGGACACAAAGGAUGAGACAAUGUAUAGGAUAGCAUCAAUACACAGUCGUAUACCAUUCUGGUUCAGUAGUUAUAACACAGCCAGUGUGUACCUGAGAUCAUACAUGUACAACAGAGAACCUGGAGAGAAGUGUGUCAGUGAACUUAGCUGGGAUAACUCACUGAUACGCCGUCUACAGAUGAACAUACUGACUCACGUCACUAUGGAGGACACGAAUAUAUAUGAUGGGAUACACCAGAUAUUAAAUAUCCCAGAAAAUAAAAUCAAAAAGAGUAAAGAUGAACGAGAAAAAAUUCUAACGGAACUAAGAAGAGAAGGGGAGGCUGUACAUUACAGAGGAAGAUCACAGGACAGUGUAGAUCACGUGACGUGGCUCUGGAGAUACUACAGACCUGACAUCGUGAGAUCCUGUAUAGGUCUACAUCCACACUGGGACAUUUACAUCAUCGACAACAAAACCUAUAGAAAACGAACUCAGUUCAUUAUAUUUGUUACCCACGAUCUUGUAUAG